AUGGUAUCCUUCGACGUCAGAGCGCUCUUCACUUCCGUGCCUGUCGACUUGGCCGUAGCGGCGUGCACGAAAGUCCUGCUGGCGGACGAAACGCUCGCAGAGCGCACACCUUUGGAGGUACAGGACGUCUGCGAGCUGCUAGAAUUUUGCCUAAGCAACACGUAUUUCACCUACCGCAAGCAGUGUUAUAAGCAGAUCCACGGAACUGCCAUGGGGGCUUCCAUCUCCGUUACUACGGCCAAUUUGGUCAUGGAGCUAGUUGAACAGAAGGCCCUUGCCGACUUCGCUCCCGCGCCCAAGAUAUUCGUCCGCUACGUGGACGACUGCUUCUGCAUCCUAAAUAAGAAUGAUGCCCCACGGCUCCUGCGUGUUCUCAACUCGAUAGAGGCAGCAAUACAGUUUACCGCAGAAUACGAGUGCGACAGCGGCCUUCCCUUCCUCGACGUCCAGUGGGACAGGCAUGCUAAAAGGAAAGAAAGAAAUUAG
Dermacentor silvarum is the source of this 486-nucleotide messenger RNA. RefSeq lists its product as uncharacterized. The coding region runs from base 1 to 486 and encodes 161 amino acids. NCBI's taxonomy places the organism in Eukaryota, Metazoa, Arthropoda, Arachnida, Ixodida, Ixodidae. The transcript is spliced from 2 exons. The record is from RefSeq and is a predicted model, not a curated record.